AUGGUCUUUCCAAUUGUAAUGAUACAUCACCGGGCAAAUGUCUCUAAAACUGUCCCCCUAGCGUUGGUCUCACCUUCCUUGCUUGUUGGGGGUAAACAAAUAUUGGAUGGGGUCCUGAUCGCCAAUGAAGCUAUUCAUAGUUGGAAACACUCUGUUCAAGGAGGUCUCAUUCUUAAAUUGGAUUUUGAAAAAGCGUAUGACUGUGUAAAUUGGGGUUUUCUACUUUAUAUGCUUAAGAAGGCAGGUUUUGGGGAUAAGUGGUGUGGGUGGAUCAGAGAGUGUUGCUCCACAGUUUCUAUGUCUGUUUUGAUUAAUGGGUCAGCUACACAGGAGUUCCAAACUCAGAAAGGAUUGAGGCAGGGGGACCCCUUAUCUCCUUUUUUGUUUAACGUAGUAGCUGAAGGACUCAAUAUUUUGUUGGAAAGAGCUCGAGAGAAAAACAUAAUUAAAGGCGUCAAGCUAGGGAGUAAUGGAGUGACUAUUUCUCACCUUCAGUUUGCCGAUGACACAAUCCUUUUUUGCAACAAUGAUUUGGAGGAGAUGGGGAACAUUAAGAGAAUUCUCAGGUGCUUUCAGUUAAUGUCCGGUUUGAAGAUCAAGUAUUCUAAAAGCUUCGUUUGUGGUGUAAAGAUUCAGCGGGAGGAUGUUCAAGCACUUGCACAAGUGAUGGGGUGUAGGGUGGAAUCUUUGCCAAUUAAAUACCUUGGGCUUCCGUUGGGUGCUAAUCCUAAGAGAAUCAAAACGUGUGGCAGUUGCAAAAAUGCUGGAGAAGUUACAAAGGUUGUUCGUGGGAAAUAUAAUCUGGAUCGGAGGAGUUGGCUCCCAUAUACUCCACUCUCUGGAUCAGUUUCUAAUAUAUGGAAGGACAUAUGCUCAGUUGGGGAAAAUGACUCGGUUCUUGGGUUUUCUAUUCGGGAGGGGUUCAAGGUGCAAGUAAACUCUGGCUGCGAUACACUAUUCUGGGAGCAUAUAUGGUUGGGCAAUACUGCGAUUAAGGAUGAAUUCCCAAGACUAUAUGGACGUUCUACCCAACAGAAUGAGCAUCACCAAUUUGAGGAGUUGAAGCAAAGAUUGAAUGGGGUGACCUUAGAUCCUUCAAAAUCUGACUUGAUGCAGUGGAACUGGACGGCAAACAAAAUUUUCUCUGUUAAGUCGGUCUAUCAGAAGUGGGAAAUGCAGUCGCAAUCACGCCAUACUACUCUGGGAUCGGUGUGGAGAAAUUUGAGCCCUCCUAAAGUGGAAAUCUUCUCAUGGAUGGCCAUUCAGAAUAGAAUUGCAACAUUGUCGAUUCUUCUUGAUAGGAAUCUAAUCCCCGAGGUUCACUUGGCUGCAUGCCCCUUGUGUGCCCUUCAUGUGGAAACUCCUCAACACUUGCUAUUACAUUGUCGAUUUUCGUGGGUGGUAUGGUCUGAAAUUCUGAAUUGGUGGCACAUCCAGUGGGUUUGUCCAGCCUCAUUGGAAGAGUUAGCAAGUUGGUGGUUUGGGAAUAGAUUCCGAAACUUGGAGAAAAAUAUUUGGGAAGUGUGUUUUUUUGCAACGUUAUGGUCAAUUUGGUUAACGAGGAAUGGGUAUAUCUUUAACGGGAUAACAACUGAGGCUCUGGAGGUGGCGGACCUAAUUAAAACUAAGGUAGCCAUGUGGAUGAAGGCCAAAUUUGACAUCAAGCUCUACACGGUAGAGGACUUCAAAGGAUAUUUGGAUGGGAUCCGAAAAGUGAAAAUGUAUGGUGAGGUAGACAAAGAGGGUAGUCAGUGA
Rhododendron vialii is the source of this 1755-nucleotide messenger RNA. RefSeq lists its product as uncharacterized. Bases 1 to 1755 code for a protein of 584 amino acids. The record is from RefSeq and is a predicted model, not a curated record. The transcript is spliced from 4 exons. Lineage: Eukaryota; Viridiplantae; Streptophyta; Magnoliopsida; Ericales; Ericaceae.